CCAUCACCUUUAUAGACUGUCCUCGUGUGCUACAAUUGCAGACAUGGACAAUGCAGACGGACACCCUGUGGAGGACACUGCUCCUGCGGCUGUAUUUCACACCAAUGGCAUCAUUAGAGAAAUCAUACCACUUGAUAGGGUGGUAGGUGACUUUGAAUUCGUGUCCGUACCGUCCGCUACUUCUGGAACCAUGGAGCCGGAGGAAUUUGACCCAUUGUCAGUCACAUCGAGUAGUGAGCCAGUAGUUCCGACCAAAAAGAUGAAGAUGUCUCAAACAUUCGUACUAGGUCCAGGUGGCGUGUUAAGAAACAUGCAUCCAUCGGAUCCAUCAAUGCAGCGCCAAGUUCUAAUCCCAGCAGGUUCAUUGCUCAGACUGGUCCCCCCUACAAGCUCCCAACCCCCUAAUGCGAGUACAGGGGUGAAGAAAGAAGCAGAAGAAGGCUCUUUAGAUGAGUCGGGUCUGAAGGUGAAGCUGCAGAGGCUGCCGAGGAAGACUGCUAAUACAAACGAGUGCUGGCACUGCAACACCAAGGUGGCCAACCUGGUGCGACAUUUGGAAAAUGAGGAGUGCUUCACGCCGAUAGUCAAGUGUUCUUACUGCCAGCGCAUCUUCACCAGCGAGCACAAGUAUGACGAUCACUUCGAAAACUGCAGUGAGAAGCGCAUCUUUUGUGAAGUCUGUAACAAGACCUUCCUGUCAGGCUUCCUCUUCACAUACCAUUGGUACCACACACACACCGAGCAGAUCCCAAAGGACUCUGGAAACUGCCAGCAUUGCAACGGCUGGUGCCAGAUGUUGGUGGGGGUGAAGAAACCCCGAUGUGCCAUCUGUAGUUCAACCUACUCUUCCCGUGCCGGCCUAAUGCGCCAUGUGUACGAAAGCCACCUCAAAACAGACUUCCUGAUCGCCCGGAUCUUCAGGAAGCGGCUCACGUGCCAGUUGUGCUUCAACAACUUUGGCACAGUGGCCGAAAUGAUCAACCACUACCUUCGCAUGGACUGCAACUUCAGGAGGUGCGAGAUCUGCUCGGCCGUGUUUAAAGACCAGACGAAACUCGUGCAACACGUCUACAUGUGUCACAACAACUCUUCAGUGGUGCGCGAGCCUGGAAACUACCACGAGUGUAAGAAUUGCAACCCUCAGCCUGUUGCGUGCACAACUCAAAUUAUUACUGUCAAGGCAGAAAAGACGAACUUGGAUUGAUUCCUGCCAGCUUGCCUUCUUGUGGUUUUGGUUAGUUAUCGUCUUUCAUUUGAUUUUAGUGCUACUUUUUACAUGCGUCUGAUGAUUUUCUAAGACAUGCAUGCUUAAUUUUUAGACAUCUGAGAAUGAGCCUUAAUUUAAAUCGUUUUAGGAGCUAAUUACCGUACAAAUUGCUUCUAAAGCCUGACAAACACAGCUGUUGAAUUGUCUGUAAAGGCAAUCUCCCUUCUCUGCAAUGCUUUGAAUAAAUUUGCCAGAAUUUUUCCAGUCAUAUAACCGUCUUGAUUCUCGCAAUAUGUCUGUGAGUGCUGCUGGCCCAAAGAAUAUUCAGUUAACUUUUCGAGCCAAAAUUUUGCAAAUUAUGUAAAAAGAAAUUAUUGGUGUGUGUCUUAAAAAUAUUCCAAAUUGUAAUGUUAAUCUACCUCCAAAAUUUUUGCGAUGGUGAUAUAUUUUGUUUUUAAAUAUUCCAUGUCAAAGUUCAAAACCCAAAUUCCAGAUUCUGGUCAAAAAUUGAAAAAUCAUGUGCAUUCGAGAUUUCGGCUUCUGCUAGUCAGAUAUUAAAAAAACUGCGUACCCUUUAACUGGUCAUGAUGCCCCUGACGAGCCAAAAAGGUUCCAGGGUGCUAGCUUCCAGCUUUUUUCAUAUCCUUUCGUCUUUUAGAAAUUAAUAUGCAAAAAGCUCUGGAAAAAUUGAAAAAAAUAAAGCUCAAAUAAGUAAUGUAAAAAUCAGAAUUUUUUUUUUAAAUGAGUGAAUAUGUUGAUUCUAAUUUACCUAUUGUUGUAAAAACGAUUCCCUUUUUUUAUUUAAAAAUUUUUCACCAUGACCAUUAAAACUACCUACAUGGUUUUAACUUUUAUAUCUAUACUUCUAUUUUGCACUAAAUAUCAAUAGUUCAAUAUUUAAAAUUAAAAAAUUCAAAUUCACAGCUCUGUUGAUAAAAUUGAAAAUUUGCCAUUUGGCCCUCAUCAUUGUAAUUUCUUUUUAAUAGAAGAAAAGAAGGCAUCAUUCCACGUUGUAAUUCUGUUCACAGACAAAAGUGAUUUUGAAUGCGUUCUUGACAUUUUCAACUUGUAUGAAACGCUGUGCGCUCUUUUCUUGUCAUCAAAAUCCUGUUUUUAUUUGUAUUUUUAAGAAAUAAUAAAUUACAAGCACAGUGUGUUAAUGAUGAUAACA
Molecule: messenger RNA, 2378 nt
Organism: Cloeon dipterum
Lineage: Eukaryota; Metazoa; Arthropoda; Insecta; Ephemeroptera; Baetidae
Product: zinc finger protein 16-like
Exons: 5
Coding region: 44-1204 (386 amino acids)
Biological process (GO): regulation of transcription by RNA polymerase II
Cellular component (GO): nucleus
Molecular function (GO): DNA-binding transcription factor activity, RNA polymerase II-specific; RNA polymerase II transcription regulatory region sequence-specific DNA binding
Source: RefSeq, a predicted model, not a curated record